This is a messenger RNA of Saccharomyces mikatae IFO 1815, 5040 nucleotides long. RefSeq names its product phospholipase D (gene SPO14). Gene Ontology annotation, biological process: cell motility; intracellular signal transduction; phosphatidic acid biosynthetic process. The coding region runs from base 1 to 5040 and encodes 1679 amino acids. Gene Ontology annotation, molecular function: D-type glycerophospholipase activity; phosphatidylinositol binding. Lineage: Eukaryota; Fungi; Ascomycota; Saccharomycetes; Saccharomycetales; Saccharomycetaceae. The transcript has a single exon. The record is from RefSeq and is a predicted model, not a curated record.
AUGUCCAGUGUGUCAACAGCGUCUGGAACUCACUUUGCCCCACCUGAGACAGAUGGGUCGAUGGUUGAAGAAGUAGAUGGAAUACAGGCAAGAGCAGACCAGUUAGGGGACAAAGAUGUGUUGAGGCAAUUGCCUGAGAACAAUAACCUGACCAGCAGCUUGCAAAGAGAAAAGCGAAGAAUCCCCAACGACAAGGAGACUGAGAAGAAACACGCGUUACCUAAAUCGUUUGUAGAUAGAAAUUUAAGCGACGUAUCACCAAAUCACUCAUUGGACCACAUUAUUCUGUCUAAUGAACAUGAGCCUUACCGGAGAUCUACUGAGGAAAAUAUCUACCGGCUAAAUAACAAUAUCCACGGCAGUAACAAUAACAUUCAUUCUAAGCGGAAUUUUAAAAGAGAGGAGGCAAAAAAUCCUCAAAGGCCUUCCUCUUCGGCAGCUUACACCCAACAGCAGUUUAAUGGCUGGAAGAAAGAGUUUGGUCAUGCCUUUAAAAAGAUCUCAGCAAUUGGUAGAUUAAAAUCCAGCGUGAAUACUACCACACCGGCUGUAAACGGCCACCGCCACAACCAGCACCAGCAUCAACAGGUUAAAGAAGAAGAUCUGUACACACAAAGACUAGCCUCCGAUUUAUUGGAUUCGUUAUUGUCAGGAUGCCCGGCCUCAUUAUUCGCAAGCACACAAUUUCUAAGGGAUGAACAUGGUAAGAGGAGGGCACCUUUGCUAUUAGCUAAACUAAAUGUAAGGGUAUCCCCUUUGAAAAGUGACAACAACAUUUUGGAUAUCACCAAUAGUAACCAGAACCAUCACAGUAACAACAACAAUACUAGUAUCAACUCGGACAGAAGACCUUCUCUUCCAAGGAGAUCCAGCAUCAUAAGCAUUUCUUCUAAUGUAGCCGAAUUCAUGUACGGAAGGAACGAAAAUUCUUUAUUUAAAAUACACUUGGAAUAUGGAAUUGAUGAAAGCAGACUCAAAUGGUCUAUUAUAAGAAGCUAUAAAGACAUCAGAUCGCUACAUCACAAGUUGAAAAUCGUUGCAUUUCAACAACUCACUAUAAGCAAGCUUUACAGCGAUAACAACAGAUAUCAUUCGUUACAACUUCCGCACUUCCCCCAUUAUAAAGAAAUGGUUAAAGAGAAAAAUAUGCUCGAGAGAAAAGCGGAAAACAAACCACCGUCUUCGGCUUCAGCUCGUCAUAUAUCGGCAAACAGUGGUAGCGACAAUGGCAGCAAUAUUACAUCUUUGGAAACUUUAUCAUCUUCUGAAAUUUCUGAAUUUAACAUCAAUAAUGUAAAGAUGAAACAUUUACAAGACUUGAUUGACGAACCUGAUGAUUUCUCUCAACCAAUUCAUUUAAGAUUAGAAAGAUAUUUGAGACUGCUGAACAUUGCGCUGUGCUUGAGACCUCAUGCCAAUAGAUUGUUUGAAUUCUAUGAGUUAUCUCCUUUAGGAAACUUACUAAGUCGUGAAAACGGAUUCAAGGGCAAGCAGGGUUAUUUAGUCAUUAGAUCUACCGCAAAGGAUCAAGGUUGGAGAGUCUCUCAUUUCGGUAAACAUGCGUUUAAAGAUAUGAUUGAUCGACAUACGACGAAGUGGUUUUUGGUUAGAAAUUCUUACCUUACUUAUGUGUCUGAUCUCUCUUCGACAACCCCCCUAGACGUAUUCUUGAUAGACUGGAAAUUUAAGGUUAGGUUUUCCGGAAAUAAGAAUAAUAUUCUCGAUAACGAAAAUGAAAUAAAUUGGAUCAUUCACGAUCCAAACUUGGAAAUAAAUGACGAAUUUGCUGUCGGAAACCAGACUAAUGAUACCACUGAUAGGAAUGAGCGUUCGAAACCGCACCAAAAAAAAUCAAAUAUAUCUUCAAAACUAUUAUUGUUAACUUUGGAGAAUAGUGAAAGAAAAUUGAAAAUUAUUUGCAAAUCUGAGAAUUCAUUGAAGCAAUGGAUGAGUUCAAUUAUCAAAAUGUCCACUUCUACCUCUUGGUCAAGACCAAAUAGAUUUGGCAGUUUUGCACCCGUCAGAAAGAAUUCUUUUUGUAAAUUUCUGGUGGAUGGGCGUGAUUACUUUUGGUCAUUAAGCGAAGCUCUCUUAAUGGCAAAGGAUGUCAUAUAUAUCCAUGACUGGUGGUUGUCGCCCGAAUUAUACUUGCGACGCCCUGUGAAAGGCAAUCAGGGCUUCAGAAUUGAUCGUAUGUUGAAAGAUUGUGCCGAAAAAGGCGUCAAGAUUUUUAUUGUGAUUUAUAGAAAUGUGGGGAAUAUUGUUGGGACUGACAGUCUUUGGACUAAACACUCUAUGUUAAGUUUACAUCCGAAUAUACAUAUAAUAAGAUCACCUAACCAAUGGUUACAGAAUACGUAUUUUUGGGCGCAUCACGAAAAAUUUGUUGUCAUUGAUGAAACGUUUGCAUUUAUCGGUGGUACUGAUCUAUGUUAUGGUAGAUAUGAUACUUUUGAGCAUGUACUUCGAGAUGAUGCAGAGUCUUUACUAGAUCAAAACUAUCCUGGUAAGGAUUAUUCAAACGCUAGGAUCGCCGAUUUCCAUGAUUUGGAUAAACCAUUCGAAUCAAUGUAUGAUAGAAAAGUUAUUCCAAGGAUGCCAUGGCAUGAUGUGCAAAUGAUGACUUUGGGUGAGCCGGCAAGGGACUUAGCUCGGCAUUUUGUCCAGAGAUGGAAUUAUCUAUUAAGAGCCAAGAGACCUAGUAGACUAACUCCAUUACUGACUCCACCUUCUGAUUUAACCGCCGAAGAACUAAAGAGCUUGCCGAUGUUUGAAAUUUUACGCGAAAAGUCUACUUGUGAAACUCAAAUACUCAGAAGUGCAGGGAAUUGGUCACUUGGCUUAAAGGAAACUGAAUGUUCCAUUCAGAAUGCUUACUUGAAGUUGAUUGAACAAAGUGAACACUUUAUCUAUAUUGAAAACCAAUUUUUCAUCACAUCAACUGUCUGGAACGGAACUUGUGUAGUGAAUAAAAUUGGCGAUGCUCUUGUUGAUAGGAUUGUUAAGGCUGAUCAGGAAAAAAAACCCUGGAAAGCCUUCAUUCUUAUCCCGCUAAUGCCUGGGUUUGAUUCUCCAGUAGAUACUGCAGAAGCUUCCAGUCUUCGUUUAAUCAUGCAAUUUCAGUAUCAAUCGAUUUCAAGAGGUGAACAUUCUAUCUUUAGUAAACUGAAAAAGUUGAAUAUUGAUCCGGCCCAGUAUAUUCAAUUUUUUUCACUGAGAAAAUGGUCAACUUUUGCGCCAAAUGAAAAGUUGAUUACUGAACAACUUUACGUUCACGCUAAAAUUAUGAUCGCUGAUGACAGGAGAUGUAUUAUAGGUUCUGCUAAUAUCAACGAAAGAUCGCAGCUGGGUAAUAGAGAUAGCGAAGUGGCAAUUUUUAUCAGAGAUACCGACUUGGUAAAGACCAAGAUGAAUGGUGACGAGUAUUAUGCGGGAAGAUUCCCAUGGGAACUAAGGCAACGACUAAUGAGAGAGCAUUUAGGUUGUGAUGUGGAUCUUGUUGAAUUUGUUGAAAAGAAAUUCGAAAGGUUUGAAAAAGUUGCUAUGAGGAACUACGAAACGCUCCAUACCUUACGUAAUAAUGGCGAUACUAGUACCAAUUGGAGUAAACAGGAAAUGCUCGAUUCUGCUAUGAUUGAAUUGGGUUAUCGUGAAAUAUUCGGUUGUAAAUUCAGUUCCCAGUGGCGAAAUAUUCAUGGAAGCAGUACCAAUAAUAAAAGCACUCAGUAUGGCAUAAAGGAAAAGGAAGCAGGAAGAGAAAACGAAAACGUGUAUGAUAAGUUCUUUAAUUCCGCGAAUAAUGGACAUUCAUCCCGCAAGAAAAUGCCAUUGCCUAAACACGACUUUGCAUCAUUAGGGCUAACAUUUAACCACAGAGCAGGCGUUGAAAACAUCGGUAUAAGAGAUCAUAAAGUUUUAAGUACAGAUCCAAGAUUAAGAAAGAAUGACGAACACAAAAAAGAAGUUGACGGCUAUGGCCCCGAUGGUUGGAAAAAAGAAGCCAAUAAAAAACAUAAAGCUGACGUAACUGAACAGUUAAAGGAAUGGGCGUUGAAAUCAAUGUCCUCAAAAGUUCUCGAUGAUAAAGAAGAAAUAAAAUCCAGGAUUCCGGAAGGGUUUUCGAAUUAUUUGCCCGAUGAGAAAGACCUGGAAAUGUAUCUCACAGAUAAAACCGUUACAAAUAGAAACAAAUGGAGUAUGCUAAAAAGGAUAUGUUAUCUGCAAUAUUUAUCUCACAAACUUGACGAAAAAAAAUUACAGCGAUUAAAAAAAAUUAAAGACAUGAGAAGAGAUAUGAGUUCAAGUACAGAGAGUACUAAACAUGGAUCUAAUAGUUUACCAUUGAAUGAAAAGAAGAAUGAAGGAGAAAGCACCAAUGUUGAUCAGAAUAGCGAAUCUGAUGAAUUCCAUAGAUUACACGAAGACAUCUUAAAAAACCAGGAAUUGGACGAUAGUUCACUAGAUGAUCUACUUUCGCAGAUCAUUCCCAAGAUCACCAACUUCAACAAUGGUGAAAUUGAUGAUGCAAAGAAAAAAGAAUUACUUAAACUGAACUUCAUCGAUCCCUAUUCCUUCGAGGACCCUUUAAUUUCUUCUUUUUCUGAAGGACUUUGGUUUACUAUUGCAUUGAGAAAUACGUUACUUUACAAAUUAGUAUUUCAUUGUCAACCUGAUAAUGCUGUACAGAAUUGGAAAGAAUACGGAGAAUUCACCGAAUUAGAACAGGAAUUUCAAAUAAACCAAGAUAAGUUGAUCAACUUAGAAGCUGAAAAUAUCAAUUCUACGACUACGCGUAUUGUAGAUAAGGAGAGGGAAAAGGAAAAAAUGAGAAAAGCUGCUGAAUUAAGGAUGAAGUUAUCUGGCAGUUUGCUGUAUGGGUUCAAUCAAAAGGUUUUUGACAAACAUACGGCACAAAGGAUCUUGGAACGAAUCCAUGGUCAUUUGGUCAUUUUCCCCACCGAAUGGUUAGCCAAAGAAGUUGAGAGUAGAAAUUGGAUUUUUAACUCGGAUAGGCUUUCACCAAUGGAAAUCUACAAUUGA